Messenger RNA from Oncorhynchus tshawytscha (Chinook salmon), 5699 nucleotides. Its product is annotated as G patch domain-containing protein 8. Lineage: Eukaryota; Metazoa; Chordata; Actinopteri; Salmoniformes; Salmonidae. The record is from RefSeq and is a predicted model, not a curated record. The transcript has 4 exons. The coding region runs from base 184 to 2256 and encodes 690 amino acids.
AUGUUGAUCCUAUGAAGCUGAAUACAGAACUAUUAGACGAAGUAGACAAGAAACGAGUUUAUGUUUGACCAGUUGCCUUUAUUACGAACUUAACACGAUCUAUACAUUUUUUAUUGAAGUCGAAGCACUCCUAUUUUUAAGAGAGACUGGUAAUGCAAAUUGUUUGACCCUACAAGAUCCAGAAUGAGACGGCGAACACAAGCCUGCGCGAAGGUAACAUACUCGAGUGAACCUGGAGUAUCAGCCCAGCUCAGGCACCUUGGCAGAAUGGAUCCAGAGAGGCGCAGUCACCAGAGGGAGUAUGGAGAACUAGAGAGGCGCAGUCACCAGAGGGAGUAUGGAGAACCAGAGAGGCGCAGUCACCAGAGGGAGUAUGGAGAACCAGAGAGGCGCAGUCACCAGAGGGAGUAUGGAGAACCAGAGAGGCGCAGUCACCAGAUGGAGUAUGGAGAACCAGAGAGGCGCAGUCACAAGAGGGAGUAUGGAGAACCAGAGAGGCGCAGUCACCAGAGGGAGUAUGGAGAACCAGAGAGGCGCAGUCACCAGAGGGAGUAUGGAGAACCAGAGAGGCGCAGUCACCAGAGGGAGUAUGGAGAACCAGAGAGGCGCAGUCACCAGAGGGAGUAUGGAGAACCAGAGAGGCGCAGUCACCAGAGGGAGUAUGGAGAACCAGAGAGGCGCAGUCACCAGAGGGAGUAUGGAGAACCAGAGAGGCGCAGUCACCAGAGGGAGUAUGAAGAUCCAGAGAGGCGCAGUCACCAGAGGGAGUAUGGAGAACCAGAGAGGCGCAGUCACCAGAGGGAGUAUGGAGAACCAGAGAGGCGCAGUCACCAGAGGGAGUAUGGAGAACCAGAGAGGCGCAGUCACCAGAGGGUGUAUGGAGAACCAGAGAGGCGCAGUCACCAGAGGGUGUAUGGAGAACCAGAGAGGCGCAGUCACCAGAGGGUGUAUGGAGAACCAGAGAGGCGCAGUCACCAGAGGGUGUAUGGAGAACCAGAGAGGCGCAGUCACCAGAGGGUGUAUGGAGAACCAGAGAGGCGCAGUCACCAGAGGGAGCAUGGAGAACCAGAGAGGCGCAGUCACCAGAGGGAGCAUGGAGAACCAGAGAGGCGCAGUCACCAGAGGGAGCAUGGAGAACCAGAGAGGCACAGUCACCAGAGGGAGUACGGAGAACUGAGCUCAGGACAAUGGAAGGAUAGCCUUAAGAGAGACAACGGCCAGGCUAUGGCCAGAGAGCUCUACAGUGAAUACUCCAGCAUGAGGAGGAUUAGAGAAGGUUGGGGGGACUAUGGUGCUUCCUCUGAUAUGAGCUACAUAAUGGACCCAUCGUCCAGAGACUGGAGUGAAGGCUCAUUGAGGGGUAGUGGUGCUCCCUUCUCCCCAGACACAGAUGGGGAUGUUGAUGGAGAUCCUGUGGAGCUCAGUGUGGAGGACCUGGAGCUCAUAGAGGAGAAGAGAGCUGUUCUCGCUUUGCAAAAGGUUAAACGCGGAGCUAAGGACAUGCCUAAAACACAGACUGCAUACACAACAGCGAAGGGCAUGUCUAAACCGAGGAAGGCGAACAAUAGAACAUUCAACAGUAAUGUCGCGGACCAGUCGUCACGCAUAUGCCUACCUCUUAAACGGAGGGUGCUGGACAUUCUGAGUAAGGAUACCCCUGCCAAGCUGAAGAAACAAAACAAGAUGCAAGCAUUGGAUCUGAUGAUUAGAGCUCCCCUAGAAAAUGAAGAGGCCCGUCCUCUGAGACUGAGGGUUUUAAUGAACCAGCGACGCUAUCCCGACAAUGAGGUGGUCCCGAAUGAUAAACGGCAAAUUCAGAGGCCAGUUCAUUCACUCAGGACACAGGAGAAAGACAUAGCAGCCACAGGCUUCCAGCGCUUCCUCAAUGUCCUCAAUGAAGGGGUGGACCUCAACAAGCUCUCAAAGAUCGUCAACAACAAAAAUGGGUUACUCAUUGUGGGCGAGGAGCUACCACAAGUUUGGCCGACUCUGCCCGAGGGUCAUGUUGACUCCAGCAGUAGAUCCAAGUCUUCUCUAGUUGAGGAGAAGACGAAGGUGAGGCUUGAGGAUGAGCAGCGGCACGAGCAGAUGCAGACCCUGCUGGAGAUCGUUGGGCUGGACUUGGGGGUUGAGGAGUUGGGUCAGCUGACAGACAGGACCAAUGACAGGCUGUAUGGGAAGAUGGGAGACUUAAAAAGGAAGGAGUUCGAGAAUGAGAAGGGGAAAAGAGAAAAGGGAAAGCGAGCCCUCAUUUAAACAUCUUAGUACUUCCUCAUUACCAUCAGACAGCGCCAGCCCCCUUCUAAACCAGCACUCAAACAUGACCGUUGAAUACAGCAGCUCUAGUGACAGGGUAUGGGACAUAGAGAGAGAUGGGGACAGAUCUGAGAGGGACUGCCACUGACACUCUGGUGCCAGAGACAAGGAAAGAGAGAGGGAGGAGGAUAUAGUCAGAGAAAUGGACAGAUCUGAAAGAGAUUGAGAGCGAGAUGGUCACAGACACUCUAGUACCAGAGAUCGGGACAGAGAGGGAGACGAGGACAGAGUCAGAAAAGGGGACACUCCUGCGAGAGAGAGAUCCGGGCAAAGAUGCUCUCGUACCAGAGAGAAGGACCGAGUCAGAGAAAGGGACAGAUCUGAGAGAGACUGAAAGGGAGACGGGCACAGACACUCCAGUACCAGAGAGAGACAAGGACAUACCGGUAGUCAGAGAAACUAACAGAUCAGAAAGGAACAGAGAUAAAGACCGGGACAAAGACCCAGAGACCGCAACUGCCACACUAUUACUAGAGACUGGGACAUAGAGAGAUCUGAGAGGGUUAGGCAUGGGGAUGAGUCUAUAGACGGCCCCAUUGAGCUCUACUCAUACUCCAUGGACCCUACAUACCCUGUUUCUCAUCCUCCUCAUGCAUCUAUGAUGGCAACCUACUCCCCCACCCAGUACUCUCCGUAGAUGGCAUACCACAGCAGCCCCUACACCAUUGCCUUCCCUCCAGGGAGGGGUUAUCCCCCUGGUACCAUGCCCCCUGAUAUCAUGCUUCCUGGUAUUAUGUCCCCUGGUACCAUGCUUCCUGGAAUCAUGCCCGCUGGUGCCAUGCUGCCUGGUAUCAAGCCCCUCCUACCCCCCUCCAGCUCACAUCUACUCAGCCUGCUAGCAACCUCCAGCUCUCAUCUACCCAGCCUGCUAGCAACCUCCAGCUCUCAUCUACCCAGCCUGCUAGCAACCUCCAGCUCACAUCUGCCCAGCCUGCUAGCAACCUCCAGCUCACAUCUACCCAGCCUGCUAGCAACCUCCAGCUCUCAUCUACCCAGCCUGCUACUAGCAACCUCCAGCUCUCAUCUACCCAGCCUGCUACUAGCAACCUCCAGCUCUCAUCUACCCAGCCUGCUACUAGCAACCUCCAGCUCUCAUCUACCCAGCCUGCUACUAGCAACCUCCAGCUCUCAUCUACCCAGCCUGCUACUAGCAACCUCCAGCUCUCAUCUACCCAGCCUGCUACUAGCAACCUCCAGCUCUCAUCUACCCAGCCUGCUACUAGCAUACUCCAGCUCACAUCUACCCAGCCUUCUAGCAUACUCCAGCUCACAUCUACCCAGCCUGCUAGCAUACUCCAGCUCUCAUCUACCCAGCCUGCUACUAGCAACCAGCUUGCUACUAGCAACCUUCAGCUCACAUCUACCCAGCCUGCUACUAGCAACCUCCAGCUCACAUCUUCCCAGCCUGCCAGCACUCCAGCGGUCUUAAGUCAGAGAUGCACAUACAUCCAGCCCGCUAGCAACCACCAUAUCACAUACACCCAGCCAGCUAGCAACCACAAGGAAAAGAGACAGAAGCAUGCAGAAGCCGUAGUGAAAGUGUCCUGUCAGAUGGUGACAAAAGUCCCCCGUGGUAUUGACCACUCGGAUAGCGACAAAGGAGUCCCCCUCUGAAACAGGGCCUAAGAAAGAACUAGAAGGCGAGGAACCACAUGCUGACGCUGCAGAGAAAGUGCCUCCUCAGGUGACUGCAAUGGACUCUGCGGUCCCCUCUGAAUAAAAUCUGAUAAAAAUGUUGUAUCCAGGUGUCUUCAUGAGGAUUCUAAUCGGAUGUCUAAAGAGGCAUCAGUACAAGAUGAAGGGGAAGCAUCUUGCAAAGAGGAGGAAAAAGGCUUGCCAGUACAAAGGGAAGACACCACUUGUACACACUAAGGAGAAAGUGCCUCCUCUAGAGGCUGCACAGGACUCUGGGGACCCCUCUGAGCCAAAGCCCAAGAAAAAAGAGAAAAAAAACACUAGAGGAAAAAGGAGAUAUAUUCAUAACGGUACACAGAACCUAUUUGACAAGGGGGAAACUGUCAAAGGCGAAAGCGGAUGCUAAAUGCACUGAGGCCAAUUCUGAACCAGCACCCAAGAUGGAAGGGGAGGGAGAAAUGACAAGAAGGGAAGGAACUGCUUGCAGAUACAAUAGAGAAAGUAGUUGAUUACAAAUGACUCUUGGCUUCCCUCUGAACCAGGGCCCAACAAAAAACCAGAAAGAGGAAGAAACCGUUAGAGGAGAAACUGUUUGCAGAUCAUAUGGAGAAAGUGUCUGCAAAGAGCCCUCAGGCCCUCUUGGAACCAAAGGCCGAGAAGGAGAGGACGACGCAAUUAAAGAUGGCGAGAAGUUAUUUUCAGUGUAAUUUAUUGGUAUUGUGUGUAUGUGGUAGGACCUAGGCCGCUCAUAUAUGCUAAGUACCUUUAGCGUCUACUGACGAUAGUAUCUUCUGGCCGGGGGAGUUUUAUUAAGACCCCAGACACUUGCACUAAAUGUUAACAUGCAUCAUUUCACACAUCGUUUGCGGUACGAUUUUGGAAACAUAAACGCCUGUUUAUUGGGUUAGGGUUCCCACACGGCCAUAUUUCCAUGUUCCAGUGCUGGUUUACGGAAAAUGUACAGAGACAGUUGACUACCUGUGCUAAUUAGCGAUCUGCGUCUCCAAAAACCUGUAUAGAAACGGAAGAUGGACACCACAAACUCAUCAACGAAAAAUACUGUCGGCUGCAACUGUUAAAACCAGUUUUAUAAACUGUGGUUUGAGGCCUGAUUUCUGAUUGGCUGAAAGCCAUGGUAUAUCAGACCGUAUACCACAGGUAUGACUAACCAUUUAGUUUUACGGCUCUAAUUACGUUGGUAACCAGUUUAUAAUAUCAAUAAGGCUCCUCUGGGGUUUGGGAUUAUGACCAAUACCACUGCCAAGGGCUGUGUCCAGGCACUCUGCUACCCUCGUCAGGCACUCUGUGUUGCAUCGUACAUAAGAAAAGACCUUAGCCGUGGAAUAUUGACCAUAUACCACUCUUCCUCUGGCCUUAUUGCUUUUAUAACACUGGAGUAAAUGUAUAUUUUGCAUAUGAAAGUAGAUGGCUUUAUGUUUCUAGAACGUUACCUCAAUUUAGAUGGAGUAUUUGGCUGCCAGAGACAAUUCGCCUGUUAAUAAACCAAAUAAGGGUGUGGAGUUUACUUGGUCUGGUCAGGAAAAACUCCUGGCCCUGGACAUUAGUACAUGUGUAUCAAUGCGAUGAAAAGACUAGCUGCGGAAUUAUGUUUGUAAGUUGUCAUGCCAUGCCUGUCAUAGCUAAAAGAACUGCCAAUGUUUCAUUCCUCAGUUUGGUCAGCCCACCGAUUUCUAUGGAUCAUCUUUCACUUUGUAAAUAUGUAAUUGAAUAAAAUAUUCUGUCUAAUA